AAAUUCUAAAGCUUUUUGAAAAUUAUUCAGGAAAAGUACACAAAAUGGACAACUAUUUGUUUGAGGGUGGUCGCAUAACUAAAAUGGAGGUCGAUUAUGCUCCAGCAUGUGACGAAAAGAUUCCGUUGGCCAAAGAAUUAGCUAAACAAAAUCCCGAUUCAUUUCAUGAGGCUAUUGAAAUGUUAUUGAACCUUGAAAAACAAACUCGGUUAGGUGCCGAUAUGGUUUCCUGUUCACGGGUGUUGGUAGCCGUUUGCCAAAUAUGCUUGGAGGCCGGCAAUUGGAAUGCUUUGAAUGAAUAUGUUACGUUGUUAGUUAAGAGACGUUCGCAGCUGAAACAAGCGGUUUCUAAAAUGAUACAAGAAUGCUGCUCUUAUGUAGAUAAAACUCCUGAUAAGGAAACUAAAUUGAAAUUCAUUGAUACUCUAAGGUCCGUAACGGAAGGAAAAAUAUAUGUAGAAAUUGAAAGAGCAAGGCUGACGAAAAUAUUGGCUGAUAUCAAAGAAGCUGAUGGUGACAUAUCUGGAGCCGCUGCAGUAAUGGAGGAAUUGCAAGUUGAAACGUAUGGUUCCAUGGACAAGAGGGAAAAGGUUGAAUUAAUUUUGGAGCAAAUGCGCUUAUGUUUGUUAAAAGAAGAUUUAGUUUCCACACAAAUUAUAGCUAAGAAGAUUAGUAUAAAAUUUUUUGAUGAUCCUGCGCAGCAUGAUUUGAAAUUGAAAUAUUAUGACCUAAUGAUAAGGCUUGAUCGUGACUCUUCCUAUUUGAAGACUUCACGUCAUUAUCAAGCAAUAGCUGAACCGCCUCGUCAGACGCCUUCAGUUGAAGCGAUUGAAGAAAGCAAAAAGAAAAGCGUUACCUUUAAGGAAGAUGACAAAAAGAAAAAAGACAAAGAAGAAGUCAAACUGGCAGCUGCUUUGCCCCCGGUAGAGUUGACACCCGAACAAGAUAAAGAACAGAAGCAGAGAUUAAUAUGCGCUGUGCUCUAUUCUGUUUUGGCACCAUACGAUAAUGAACAAAGCGAUAUGAUGGCAAAAUUGUCCAAAAUUAAAAAACUUGAGGAAGUACCCAUUUACAAAGAAAUUUUACGAUUAUUUAUGUCAAAGGAGUUGAUUAAUUUCGAUACGUUUAAUCAUGAUUUUGGCACAGUAUUAGCCGAAAACGAUAUGUUCCAAGAUAAUACAAAGCACGGCCGAAAAUGUAUUGUUGAACUUAAGGAUCGAUUAAUUGAACAUAACAUUCGCAUUAUUGCAAUGUACUACUCACGUGUGCAUUUGAAACGUAUGAGCGAAUUAUUGAAUUUACCCCCAACACGUUGUGAAGAGUAUCUUUCAAAGCUGGCCAACAGCGAUACUAUACGUGUUAAGAUUGACCGUCCUGCCGAGAUUGUCUACUUCACCACCAAAAAAAGUGCUUCGGACGUUUUGAAUAAUUGGGCCAACGACGUUAAUCAGUUGAUGUCAUUAGUGAAUAAGACUUGCCAUUUGAUUAACAAAGAAGAAUGUAUUCAUUCUGUAAAAAGCAUUGCUGUCGAAGAAUAAAUGUAAUGUAUUAAGAAUAACGGCACCGUUACUAUAGGCUAGAACAUAACUAGAACGCGCAUAUUGUAACUUUCUCCUGGAAUUAAAUUAGCUU
This is a messenger RNA of Glossina fuscipes, 1632 nucleotides long. It is a transcript of the gene Rpn5, whose product is annotated as 26S proteasome non-ATPase regulatory subunit 12. The transcript is spliced from 5 exons. Bases 45 to 1538 code for a protein of 497 amino acids. The record is from RefSeq and is a predicted model, not a curated record. Gene Ontology annotation, cellular component: nuclear proteasome complex; cytoplasm; proteasome regulatory particle, lid subcomplex. Lineage: Eukaryota; Metazoa; Arthropoda; Insecta; Diptera; Glossinidae.